Molecule: messenger RNA, 390 nt
Organism: Effrenium voratum
Lineage: Eukaryota; Dinophyceae; Suessiales; Symbiodiniaceae
Source: the annotation of a GenBank genome assembly
AUGCCUUCCCGUAGCGAUCUGGGGGAUCUCGUUCUCCCACUUUUCGUUACUUUGGAGCAGUUCUACUGUGGGGCCAUACGCCAUGUGCAAGUCAACACGAAAGAGCUCAACAAGGCAGGCUACUGCCUGUUGCAGGAGACCUUUGAAGUCUACGUGCCUCGUGGUGCACCAGACGGGCAUCGAGUGACCUUUGCUGGCAAGGUGACUACGGGGGACGUUGUUUUCGUCUUGCAGGAGAUGAUUCAUCCACUGUGGAGCCGGCAAGGAAGCCAUCUCUUCGUGAAGCAGAACAUCACCUUGCGGCAGGCGGGUCAGAAACAGACACGCUGCUGGAGCCUAAGUAGACUCUACACUGACUCAAUGCUGUAUGGCUGCAGCUGUUUAGCUUGA